This is a messenger RNA of Mesitornis unicolor (brown roatelo), 765 nucleotides long. RefSeq names its product CD48 antigen-like. NCBI's taxonomy places the organism in Eukaryota, Metazoa, Chordata, Aves, Mesitornithiformes, Mesitornithidae. Gene Ontology annotation, cellular component: external side of plasma membrane. Bases 1 to 765 code for a protein of 254 amino acids. Gene Ontology annotation, biological process: T cell activation. The transcript is spliced from 5 exons. The record is from RefSeq and is a predicted model, not a curated record.
AUGGCGGCAGCGCUGCUCCUCUCCUUCCUCUUCCUCCUCUUCACCACACGAGCCCGAAAGGAGGCUCCGUCGGAGGUGGUGGGGAUUGUGGGUGGGGUGGGCUAUCUCAGCCCCAGCCCCGAAAGCCAAGCCUCCUACCACCAAAUCCACUGGCGACGGGGAGACACGGUGAGGAUCGCCAGCCGGGACAGCCAGGGGAAGGUGCAGUUCCCCAACAACGCCUACACCGGGCGCCUAGAGCUGUUCCCCAACAACAGCCUCAAAAUCAGCCCCCUGCAGAAAACGGACAGCGGCGAGUACCGGGUGUACCUGGAGGACGAGGUGGGCAAGGAGCGCAUCGAGAGGAUCUUCCUGAAGGUCUACGAUGUGGUCCCCAAGCCCACCGUGAAGGUCAACAUGGUCAGUGGUGACUCGAGGUGGUGUCACGCCGUCCUGGAGUGCUCGGUGGAGCUCGAAGGGGUCACCUACGAGUGGAUCCCCCCCGUGAAGAUCAACCUGGAGGAGGCGAACGGCUCCAAGCAGAACAUCUCCUUCAACCCCUCCGUAGAAAUCUACACCUGCAGGGUCAGCAACGCCGUGUCCUCCAACAACGCCUCGCUGACCUACAGGCACCCCUGCUCCUGGACGGGCGCCUCUUCUGCGUCCUCCUCCGGGCUGGGGUUGGUGGCAGUGGGACAAGGGGAGCUGCGUUUGCCCUCCAAUGCCCUUGGUGGGGUGAAAAUUCGGGGCUUUUCUGCCUUUGACAAAACCCGGGACGGCCGCUGA